CAAAAUUCGCACGAAGUGAUUUUUCGGGGAAUUUAGGUUGAGAUGUAUCUUUUCUAUUCUUCUGAUCUCUCCUYUUACAAGAGAGGUAUUGUAUUUGCAGUUCGUACCGCACAGCACAACCAACAACAUAGCUCAAUUCAGAGUGCGCAUCAUUGCCGUUACUAUGAUACCAGCUCGAAGUCUCGGUUUUGCAAUGGCAGCAAGGAUCGCCGUCUUCGUUCUGGUCAGCACCCAUCUUGUUGGUSUGGUCAUAGCAGGCUCCUCUAACCGUGGCAUGGGGCCGUGGGGGGUUUCGGUUGUUGGGCCAAAUCGCUAUGAAUCGAUUUCCUCUCGUUCUCUGUGGAAUCCUGCUCCCAAUGGAAGAACCACGACAAGCAAAGAAAUCGGGAUCCGUAAGAAUCCAGAGCUGUCAUCGCCGAUGCUGCUGCACGGCGUUCCCCGCGGCGGAUACGAGUCUUCCUCGCGUUCUUCCUUUACCAAUCCGUCACCCUCCUCCACCUUUGUGAGAGUCGUGGGGACUAUAGCACAGGCACUUAUUUCAGCGGGCAGGAUUGUUCUUCCGACGCUAGCGGGUGCCCUGGUGGCGAUUAUCAAAUUCUACCGAGCCCUCCCAAUCGAUGCSAUCACAGCGCAGAUCGGCCUGGUCUAUUGCUUUCUGGGUGGCUACUACCCCACCUUCUUUUCCACCCUGCAGGCCGCGCGAUACUGCGGGCUAGAUGUCAUGCUGGAAGCGGUGGGACAAUUGACCGAUGAGGCCAUCAAGGUGGUGGACGAAAUCGAGAGGACAGACUUUUGGGACGACGUCGACCGCGAACCGACGGCGCGCGAGGUCUUUCUGCGCAAGGCCAACAUCGUUCUCAAGACGGUCGACCCGGUCCGGAUCAACCAGGCCACCGCUGCUCUCUACACCACGUGGCUCGGGGUAUCGACGGUACUCCGGAGGGAAUACGCCAGGACCAUCAGCCUCUCGCUGACUCUGGCGGASGGCCUGGAGCGAGCCGCCGAGGUGGUGCUGGUUCCGGCACUGAACGUUCUGACCCCCAGCGACUACCGCAAAUGGGUCCCCGCCGUGAUCGGCUGGAGCGCCAAGGCUGCUGCCAUGAGGCUGGUCUGGCGAAUCGAACGAAUCCUGACCGCAUCGACGAGUGCGCUCGCGGGGGGAGCCAUGUUUUCCAGGUCCGUUUGGUCCAUGGUCCGGAAGCAUAGAGAAAAGAAAACCCUAGCGAUCGAGAACAAAYCGCACAAUUCCAGCGAGUAUGACGAGGAGGAAGACAGUGAGGACGAGUACGAACCACCGUCGAUAGGAGAGAACGUGGUAGGAUUUGCCGUUGGUGGCCUGGGUUUUUACACCCAGAUGGAAUGCCAAUACAAAAAGGCGUUUUCCUUCGAGGUUCCCUUCCCGUUGAGUCUUGUGACGUGGCCCUUUGAUUUGGCGGAGCGAUGGAUACAGUGGUACAUUACGAGCUACUAAAUGCUAUAAUUGACAAAUAUCAUACUGAUGAAAAACUCCUGUCCAAAKAAUUGAUGGCAGCCACUUCCAACAUAGAUUUUUGGUUCUGUUCAAUUCUUUCGCCCAUAGUUAUUUUUUACCAUCUAUUUGGCGUCUGCUAACUACUACUGGAAAAGUGCUAACUAAUGGAAGAAAAUAAGUUGACAGUGCUUAA
Messenger RNA from Pseudo-nitzschia multistriata, 1664 nucleotides. The record is from the annotation of a GenBank genome assembly. Lineage: Eukaryota; Bacillariophyta; Bacillariophyceae; Bacillariales; Bacillariaceae.